UCAUCAUCCAACUCGUCAUCACUAUCUUCCUAGUAGUAACUUCUUGAUUAUCUCCACUUUUUAAUCCUCAAAUUUAAUUGGGAGGAUUUUGCAUGCAAAAAUUUUGAAGGGGACAAGUGUUAAAGCCCAUUGAAACAAACCAGUAAAUUCUCAACAAACAACAUUUGAAAAUGGUCAGUACUGCAUGCAUGGAAAUUGGCAGCUGUGAAAAUGACUAUUAGAGGAGAAGAAGGAACGAGGCAAAAUCAAAAGAAAAGAAAAGAAAAAAAAUUAAAUAGGCCCCAAUUACACCAUGGCUGUCACUGCCACUACCACAAACCAUUUCCUCACAUGUCACUACCAAAAGAAAAUGCCUGCAGAAAUGCAGAUUAAGCCCCCACAUAAUUUAAGAGAUUAAUGUGUUUCUUUUCUUCUCCUUUAUUUUUAAUUCUUUUGGGUUUGUUGCAAAAGUAGCUUUCAGGAUUAGUUUUUCAUAUGUAAUUUGCUUUUUUUGGGGAGCAUGGUUAAGGGAAGUCAUCUAGAUUUAAGACAGAUUCUUGGACCAUUUUUCUUUUGUCCAAAGCAAUUUAACAGUGACUCGACUUCAAUGAAUGAAUGCUGCCUCAAUUAUUUUUUUGCCCCCAACAAUUGAUGUGUCAGAGAUUCCUAGUCUCUGAUUCUUCAUUUUCACCUGAAUAUUCCUACUGUAUGUCUUCUAGUGCUUGGUUUUUUGGUUGUUUCAGGCAAAUUAAACUGUCUUGGACAGUAUUACUGCUACUGAAAUUCCCUCUGUUUUUGGUUCAAGGAACUUUUUAGUUAGCUUUCUCCAUUUGGGCUGGUGUCAAAUCUUCUGCUUUUACAGCCAAUCUAAUUGGAGCUAAGAAAUUAUUGAUUUAGUUACCUAAUGGGAAAGAAAAGGAGUUGGCUUUCUUUUGUGAAAAGGCUCUUCAUUCCACAGACUAAACCAAAGAUAGAACAGGUAAGAUUUGAUUUUCAUGUUUUCUUAUGAUCUGUGUGAUUUAAUUAUGAAAUCAAUGUAAUGUUCUUGAUUUUUUUUUUUCCCCCAGAAAUCCAAGAAAUGGGGAUGGGUUUUUAGGAGGCUCAAGUUUAAGCAGUACCCUGAAAUUGGUGCCCCUCCACAGAAGACACUGAGUGAGGCAACUGAAGAACAGAGGAAGCAUGUUCUGGCUGUUGCCAUAGCAACCGCAGCCGCCGCGGAGGCCGCCGUCGCCGCCGCCAAUGCGGCGGCUGAGGUUGUCAAGCUUACCCAUCUCCCUCAAGAAAUUCUAAGGAGAAGAAGAAGAAACUUGGCUGCCACCAAAAUUCAGAGUGCUUAUCGCAGACAUCUGGCCAUGAAAGCAUUAAGUGCUUUAAAGGGGCUGGUGAAACUACAAGCAGUGAUCCGAGGUGAACUAGUAAGAAGAAAGGUGCUGCUUAAAAUGAAGUUCAAGCCAAUAUUGUUUGCUAAGGCAGAGCCUCAAAUGUGUCGAAUUCGGUUGCCAGUUAUUGAAAAAGAUCUUACAAAGGACGAAUGGAGGCUAAAACUUAGCGCGGAGAAUCUAAUGGAAUCUGAAGAAGUAAGACUUAUUGGCAACCAAAACAUGAGGUGGGAUUUCAGCUUGUCAUCAAAGGAGGAUAUGGAAGCCAUGUGGUUUAGAAAGCAAGAAGCCAUUAUCAAGAGGGAGCGUAUGAAGAAAUACUCGUAUUCGCAUCGGGAGAGAAGAAAUGAUCAAACACUUGAGGAAUGGAUGGUAAAGGAAAGUGGAAGAAAGAGCUGUCAGAUUAGUAGAUGGAAACAGGUAGAAAACCUAGAAAGAAUUGAAAAGGAAAGAUCGAAAUCAUCCGCCAUACAUCCAAACGAAUUCGCAGGCGAAACGGAUAAAAUUAGACAGCUGAAGCUGAUUAGUAACACAAGCAAACAGGACUUGACAGAAGCCCUGAACUCACCUUCCCUAAUGCCUAAGAGAUCAUCUUGUCAUGCGAAACAGAACUCAAAUGUUGAAUGUGAGGUCUCAGAAAAAAGAGAAAAGGAAAGAUCCAAAUCAGUUUUAGGUUCAAGUGCUUUUGCAGUGGAUGCAGAGAAGACCAUGAGACAGCUGAAACUGAUCAGCCAUGCUUACAAACAGGAUUCAAAGGAGUCACUGAAUUCACCCUUUUCGUUCUCAAGGAGAUCUUCUCUCGACCCGAAACAGAAAUUCAUCAGCGAAGAUUUCUCCCAGCCUAAUUCUCCUAGUUUCCCAACCUAUAUGACUGCCACCGAAUCUGCGAAAGCUAAGAUAAGGUCGAUAAGCACCCCAAAGCAAAGAUUAUUACUAUCCGAGUCAUUCUCAGGCCAUCAUUCUCCUCACAGCAUCAGGAUCUCCCCAAGGAAUUCUUCUGAUGGAGAAGGGUCCAACAGUAGCAGAAAGAUUGGCAUUUCUCAGCCACUUCACUGCAGCUCCAAAGGAUCUUAUUGGGAUUAACAUUCGUGACCAUGAUGACAUUGAAGAACACAAUGCUGCUUUAUCUGUAUCUGAAUUGAACUAUUCAGCUGCGUAAAUAAUUCAUAAUUUUUUUUUUUGAGCAUAUUUCUUUGAUUCCUACUUUUCUUUGGCUUUGGAUGAACUGGAGAGGGUUUCAAUAUUCUAG
Molecule: messenger RNA, 2607 nt
Organism: Oldenlandia corymbosa var. corymbosa
Lineage: Eukaryota; Viridiplantae; Streptophyta; Magnoliopsida; Gentianales; Rubiaceae
Source: the annotation of a GenBank genome assembly